Molecule: messenger RNA, 4244 nt
Organism: Neofelis nebulosa (Clouded leopard)
Lineage: Eukaryota; Metazoa; Chordata; Mammalia; Carnivora; Felidae
Product: membrane primary amine oxidase
Exons: 4
Coding region: 159-2450 (763 amino acids)
Biological process (GO): response to antibiotic; amine metabolic process
Cellular component (GO): plasma membrane; endoplasmic reticulum; Golgi apparatus
Molecular function (GO): quinone binding; copper ion binding; primary methylamine oxidase activity
Source: RefSeq, a predicted model, not a curated record
CCACCCUCCCCACCCUCAGUAUCCUGAACCGCUGAAUAGCCAGAACCUUAGCCAGAGUCCAGGAGACCCCUGUAUAGAAGCUAAGAGACCUUCCUCUGCUGACCUGAGAAUACACCGUCUCCACUCCAGCUCAAUUCUCUGUCCUGCUGUCACUGACAAUGAACCAGAAGACCACUCUGGUGCUCCUCGCUCUGGCUGUCAUCACAAUUUUUGCCUUGGUGUGUGUCCUGCUAGCUGGCAGGGGAGGAGAUGGGGGUGAACCCGGCCAGCCUCCCCGCUGCCCCUCUGUCUCCCCCAGUGCCCAGCCCCAGACACCCCCCAGCCAGAGCCAGCUGUUUGCAGACCUGAGCCCAGAGGAGCUGACGGCUGUGAUGAGCUUCCUGACCCAGCAGCUGGGGCCGGGCCUGGUGGACGCAGCCCAGGCCCGCCCCUCGGACAACUGCGUCUUCUCGGUGGAGCUGCAGCUGCCCCCCAAGGCUGCUGCCCUGGCCCACCUGGACAGGGGGAGUCCCCCGCCCGCCCGGGAGGCACUGGCCAUCGUCUUCUUUGGCGGACAAGCCCAGCCCAACGUGAGUGAGCUGGUGGUGGGGCCGCUGCCGCACCCCUCCUACCUGCGGGAUGUGACGGUGGAGCGUCAUGGGGGCCCCUUGCCCUAUCACCGACGCCCCAUACUGAUGCGAGAGUACCAGGACAUAGACCAGCUGAUCUUCGACAGAGAGCUGCCCCAGGCUGCUGGUCUCCUCCACCACUGCUGCUUCUAUAAACGCCAAGGACGGAACCUGGUGGCAAUGAACGCGGCCCCCCAAGGUUUGCAGUCAGGGGACCGGGCCACCUGGUUUGGCCUCUACUACAACAUCUCAGGGGCUGGGUUUUUCCUGCACCCCGUGGGGUUGGAGCUGCUGGUAGACCACAGGGCUCUGGAGCCUGCCCACUGGACCAUCCAGAAGGUGUUCUUUCAAGGCCGCUACUAUGAGAGUUUGGCUCAGCUGGAAGACCAGUUUGAGGCCGGCCUGGUGAAUGUGGUGCUGAUCCCAGACAACGGCACAGGUGGGUCCUGGUCCUUGAAGUCCCAGGUGCCUCGGGGUCCGAGUCCUCCUCUGCAGUUCCACCCCCAGGGCCCCCGCUUCAGUGUCCAGGGGAGUCAAGUGGCCUCCUCAUUGUGGACUUUCUCCUUUGGCCUUGGAGCUUUCAGUGGCCCAAGGAUCUUUGACAUCCGCUUCCGGGGAGAACGACUAGCUUAUGAGAUCAGUCUCCAGGAGGCCUUGGCCAUCUAUGGUGGAAAUUCCCCCGCAGCAUUGCUCACCCGCUAUAUCGAUGGCAACUUUGGCAUGGGCAAGUACUCCACUCCCCUGACCCGGGGGGUGGACUGCCCCUACCUGGCCACCUACGUGGACUGGCACUUCCUUCUGGAGUCCCAAGCCCCUAAGACAAUGCGUGAUGCCAUUUGUGUGUUUGAACAGAACCAGGGCCUCCCCCUGAGACGACACCACUCAAAUUUCUACUCCCACUAUUUUGGGGGCCUUGCAGAGACAGUGCUGGUCUUCAGAUCUGUGUCGACCUUGCUCAAUUAUGACUAUCUGUGGGAUAUGGUCUUCCAUUCCAGCGGGGCCAUAGAGGUCCGAUUCCAUGCCACCGGCUACAUCAGCUCAGCAUUUCUCUUUGGUGCUGCCCGAAGGUACGGGAACCAGGUUGGGGAGCACACGCUGGGCACCGUCCACACCCACAGCGCCCACUUCAAGGUGGAUCUGGAUAUAGCAGGACUGGAGAACUGGGUCUGGGCUGAGGACACGUCCUAUGUCCCCACGGCGGUACCCUGGAGCCCCGAGCACCAGAUGCAGAGGCUGCAGGUGACCCGGAAGCUGCUGGAGACUGAGGAGCAGGCCGCCUUCCCCCUGGGAGGCACCCCACCCCGCUACGUGUACCUGGCCAGCAACCACAGCAACAAGUGGGGUCACCCGCGGGGCUACCGCAUCCAGAUGCUCAGCUUUGCUGGGGAGCCGCUGCCCCAGAACAGCUCCAUGGAGAGAGCCUUCAGCUGGGGAAGGUACCAGCUGGCAGUGACUCGGCGGAAGGAGGAGGAACCCAGCAGCACCAGCGUCUACAAUCAGAACGACCCUUGGGCCCCCACUGUGGAUUUCACCGACUUCAUCAACAAUGAGACCAUUGCUGGAGAGGACUUGGUGGCCUGGGUGACAGCUGGUUUCCUGCACAUCCCACAUGCAGAAGACAUUCCCAACACGGUGACUGUGGGGAACGGUGUGGGCUUCUUCCUCCGACCCUACAACUUCUUUGACCAGGACCCUUCCUUCGAUUCUCCUGAUUCCGUCUAUUUCCGGGGGGACCAGGAUGCUGGGGCCUGCGAGGUCAAUCCCAUGGCCUGCCUCCCCCAGGCUGCUGCCUGUGCCCCAGACCUCCCUGCCUUCUCCCACGGGGGCUUCUCUCACAGCUAGGGGGGUCCCUGGGAUGGGGAAUGUGGCCAGGGGCUCCAGGGCCAGGGUGUGUGGGGAGGGGAACAGUGGGCACUGGGCCAGGCAGCCUGGUACCCUCUUUUCUCCCAAGGCCCCUCUGUAUCGCCCUCCCUGACACCCCCUCCCUGCUGGGAGCAUCCUGAGCCUGUGAUGCCUGACCCUGGGGGAGGGGCAGAGACACAACUCAGCUUUGUUGGCCCCAGACCUGCUGGGUUCCUGUCCCAGAGAGAGUGGCCAGCUGAAGCCUGGACUGAUGGCCAAGCUUUUUCCAGAAGACUCCUGUUUUUUGUGGGUUUGUUUUUGUUUUUGUUUUUUAUUUCUGGCUUUCCCAAAUCUUUUUCAUCCAUCUCCAGGUUUCUCCUGAGCCUCCUCAGUCCCUCACUUGGGAGGUGAGGGUGGCGUUUCUGCCCUGGGGAUAGUCCCCUAGAAGCCCCAGGGCAGGGUUCCUGCCAGGCCUACAUAUCCACGGAUGAGCUAGAAAGGGUUCCUUAGCCCAUGUUCCUCUUAUACAAGGCCUCCUUCUCUCCCUCCUUCUCCCUUUUGCCUACUGUUUCUUCUUCAUUUCCCACCUGUUCUUAUAUCCUGAGAUUUCCCUCCCAGCCCUGAGAAGAUGUUCCUCUGUCCCAAUGCUCCCCUAGCCUUGAUUUUUCAACUUAGGUCUCCUCCCCUGGCUCUAUGCCUGUGGAAGUCUCAAAAUGCAAGGGGCAUCUAGUUUGAGAGGACAAUCCCUGUCUGUCCCCUGUGUCUGUCACAAACCGGACUAGGAGUUGUCCCCACCCCUGUCCUGGGGCAAGCUAUAAUUUCCCCGAGAAAGUUCCCUCCGCCCCUUUGUAUUCACCUGCCUCGAAGUCUCUGGCGGAGGAUGGUCACACAGACAGCAGCCGCUCAAGUUAGCAUUUGAGGUGGAUUUGUGGGUACAGUGGCAAUGAGGAGCGGUCAUUUUUGCCAGCGGUGUAUGUGACCAGUGACCUCUACCCCACAGCAACAGACAUGGAAAGCUGGUGGGCACCAAUGGUGAGAAGCAGUGAGACCCAAGAAUUCCAGCAACCUAGAGGUGUCCAACACAGGUGGCCAUGCAAAUGAGCUGGGAGGGGCUGGGGGUGGCUCCUACCAUGCUGUCCUUCAAGGGGGUCUGGGCGAGGGAUGGGUAUACCAAUAGUGAGAGAUUGGAAACAACAGAAACAUCCUUUCCUAGAGGAUUGGUUAACUUAAUUCUUGUACCGCCUUACUAUGCAGCUAUAAAAAGAAUUCUCUCUCUUUGUAUACUAAUAUGGAAUGAUCUUCCAAUGCGAACAGCAAGGUGUAUGUAGUGCCCCUCCCCUCUGGGUUGUAGAAGGGAGGAAACUAUAAGUACAUAUUCACGUGGGGGUGCCUGGGUGGCUCAGGUGGUUAAGCGUCCCACUCUUGAUUUCAGCUCAGGUCAUGAUCUCACAGUUUGUGAGCUCAAGUCCCACAUUGGGACUGUCAGUGCAGAGCUUCCUUGGACUCUCUCUCUCCCUCCCUCUCUCUCUCUCUCUGCCCUUCCCCCACUCUCUCUCUCUCUCUCUGUCUCUCUCUCUCAAAAUAAAUAAGCUUUAAAAAAAUAAAUAAAUACAUAUUCACUUGUAUAUGCAUAUUCACAAGAGACUAGUGAUACUUUUGGGGAGGGGAACCGGGAGGUGGGGACGGGGCAGGGAGGAGACUUAGCACACUAUAUACCCUUUUGUAUAUUUUGAAUUUUGAGCCAUGUGACUGUAUUACCUAUUCAAAAUUAAUAAAAAAUGGACCCAACCAGGA